CUUUUGGUUUUUGUUACAAUGGAUGAAUUCUUCCUGUGUAUGUCUACCGCCCAGAUAUCUAAACCUCUUCAACAUACUUGUAUAUAAGGUAUAUGCUGACGGUCAAUCAAGACUAUCUUCACACGGAAGGAAGGCCACAAUUAGGGAAUUCUAUGGCAUUAUAUUACCAUCUCUUCAACGGCUUCAUGGUAGUUUGGGUGAGUAUGGUGAUGCUGAGGAAAGGCAUACUGACAUUUUGCGUUUUGAUAGAAGAAGAGUGGAAGGAGAUAGCCGUUUUUCCAAAGUUGAUUUGGAGAGAGAAGACGAAUGUGGUAUCUGCUUAGAGCCCUGUACAAAAAUGGUGUUGCCUAAUUGUUGUCAUGCAAUGUGCAUGAAAUGCUACCGCAAUUGGAACACAAAGUCUGAGUCAUGUCCUUUUUGUCGUGGUAGUUUAAAGAGAGUCAACUCGGAAGACUUAUGGGUGCUUACUUGUGAUGACGAUGUGAUUGAUCCUGAAACAGUUUCCAAAGAAGACUUGUUGCGUUUCUACCUCUAUAUCAAUAGCCUGCCGAAAUAUUGUCCAGAUGCUCUCUUUUUAGUGUAUUAUGAACACUUAAUCUGAUUAGGAACGUAUGAGAAGAAUGAUGUACAGAUAGGAAGGCCGACCUGUAAAAGUAAAUAGAGUCUGGUUUUACUUGGAUUAGGUAGGAUAAUGAUGUGUCAAUAAAUGGAAUCCCAUUUAUUGCUUCAAAUCUCCUUU
Pistacia vera is the source of this 739-nucleotide messenger RNA. Its product is annotated as E3 ubiquitin-protein ligase AIRP2-like. The record is from RefSeq and is a predicted model, not a curated record. Gene Ontology annotation, molecular function: ubiquitin protein ligase activity. NCBI's taxonomy places the organism in Eukaryota, Viridiplantae, Streptophyta, Magnoliopsida, Sapindales, Anacardiaceae. Gene Ontology annotation, biological process: protein ubiquitination. The transcript is spliced from 5 exons. The coding region runs from base 23 to 601 and encodes 192 amino acids.